AUGUUCUCAGCGACAAUCUCUGGAUCGGAAACUCAGUUAAUAUCCUUGAGAGUCAUUCAAGAUAACAGAAGCUUGGUCGCUAUUAUGCGGAACGGUGAUAUUAUCACUACGUCGUUGGAUGAUGAAAUUCCUUCAAUGGAAGUACAAGGAAGUGUCGAUGAUCGCUUUCUGGCUGCAGCUUGGAGUCCUGACGACUCACUUCUUGCUCUCAUCACUGGAACUAAUAAGCUGAUCCUCAUGACGCUCACUUUCGACGUGAUAUCCGAAGCACCUUUGGAAACGACGGAAUUUGGUCAAGAUGUACCCAUCAACGUCGGAUGGGGAUCCAAGCAAACGCAGUUCCAUGGUUCUCUCGGGAAAACUGCUGCUCAGGCAUCAACGUCAAAUAUGCUAGUCGGAUGUAGCCCAGAUGAAGACAACAUUCCCCGAAUAAGCUGGCGUGGAGAUGGAGCGUGCUUUGCUGUGUCCUCAAUUACAACUGCAGGAUCCUAUCCUCAUCGUAUAUUACGGGUUUACGACCACCAAGCGGUUCUUCAGUCAACUUCUGAGUCCGUCCCCGGUUUGGAACAUUCCCUCUCGUGGCGGCCCUCCGGAAACCUGAUCGCUAGCACACAGCGGUUUGGGUUUGACGGUGGUGGUGCUGGACGGGAUGGAAGACAUGAUGUGGUGUUUUUUGAGCGUAACGGUCUACGUCAUGGAGAUUUCGAACUGCGCCCUGCUGAUGGCCUUGUACCUCUACCCAGUCAACCCCUCAAUCUCAGAUGGGGAUAUAAGGUGAAGGACAUCAAAUGGAGCUCAGACUCAAAUGUUUUGGCUAUCUGGAUUGGGCGAGAUCAUGCUAGUGAUCUUGUAGUACAGUUGUGGACGACUAGUAACUAUCAUUGGUAUCUGAAGCAAGAAAUAUCAGCUCCCUCUGAUUCGGAAUUCACUUCAAUGGAAUGGCAUCCUGAAAUGGCCUUUCAUCUAAUUCUGACUACACCUACUCAAAUUUCUCUCCGCACUUACGCCUGGGAGACUAUCACCUCACUCAGCAAACCCCCAGUAGACUCGGGAUCGGUAGCAGUAAGCGAUGGUUCUGACGUUUUUCUGACGCCUUUCCGAACACAAAAUGUACCACCUCCAAUGUCUUCGAUGCAACUUCCUCUACUGGCUAAACCAUUAGACAAAUUUCAGUUUCCUCGUUCCGCAGCACGCGUGCCUGUGCACACUUGCUUCUCGCCUUCCUCUGAUAUUCUCGGUGUUCUAUGGGAACAUGGAUAUGUGGAGGUAUACCAUUUGCAAACUCGACUCGGUCCCGGGAGAGGGAAAGUAAUGCAGCCGACCAAAAUCGGGACAUGCUCACUUAAUGAAACAAAUACUCGCUGCAGACAAGUUGUCAUCUUGGCAUCCACUUCUUAUGCGGAUUCCCUUUCAUUCACGAUGCUUAUUUUGGGAUCAUUGUCGGAUUCGGAUGUCGUGGCUAUCACUCAGUUCAAUGGGGAACGGAUUGCGGAGACCGGGGCCGUUGCAAUGACAUCCCGCAAUGGCCGCCUUGUUUGUUCUGCUUCUGAUGCAUGUGUAUGGGAAGCUGAGGAUGGGGAACUCUUUCGAUUGAAUAUUGACAAUCAAACCAGUACCCCGUUCGGCCGGUUUUCGAAUUUCUGCUUCGUAGCGCAACACGUUCCUCUUUCCACGACUGAAAUCUGUGUCGGUCUGACGGGAUUCGGGAAAUUGCAAGUCUGUGGUGAAGAAUUGGCAUGCCUGACGUUGGCAACUAACGUGACCUCGUUCGCUGUCGCGUCGGGGUAUCUUAUCUUCACAACUGGCGCUCAUGAAGCAGUUUUUGCCCCCAUGGAGGCUUUACCGACGCUACUCAUGUCGGAUGACAACUUCAAGGGCAUUCCUAGUGAUUGGGAGAAACGACGUGUGGAAAGAGGGUCUAGAAUAGUGGUUUGCGUUCCGAGCUCAAUGAGCUUGGUGCUUCAGAUGCCGAGGGGUAAUUUGGAAACAAUAAAUCCUAGGCCGUUAGUCCUAGAAGUGGUUAGGCAAGAUUUAAAUGUUGGGCAAUAUCGCAAGGCUUUCUUUUCAUGCAGAAAACAUCGCAUUGAUCUUCAUUUCCUUGUUGCACACAACGAAAUUGCAUUCUUAGAAGGUUUGGGAUCAUUUGUGGAACAAGUGCAUGAAGUCGAUCACCUCAAUCUGUUCCUCACCAGUCUUGGGCAAGGUACACAUCCUCUUUCUCCCACAACGAUAGCUACGAUCAGCGAUGCCCUCCGCGAAAAGCUUGAAAAGACAGAUCUGAAAACAUACGUCAAUACUAUUUUAACUGCGCACGUCGUUAAGGCCCCUCCUGAUCAUGAAUCUGCUUUGUCAUUGCUGUUACGUCUAAAAGGUGAAGAGCCUGCCUUGGUUGAGGAUGCCGUCAAAUACAUUAUAUUUCUUGUUGACGCUGACAAACUCUUCGACACGGCACUUGGAAUGUACGACUUCUCGUUGGUGUUAAUGAUUGCUCAGCAUUCACAAAAGGAUCCUCGAGAGUAUCUCCCAUUCCUGCGUGAGUUACGAGCGAUUGGCGAUAAGAACUAUCAAAAGUACAGGAUAGAUGAUCUUUUGAAGAGAUACAAAAGUGCAUUGAACAAUUUGGCUCGAGCGGGUCCAAGUUAUUUUGACGAAGCCAUCCAAUACAUUGAACGACAUUCCCUCUAUCAAGCAGCUUUGUCAAUAUGGAGUAAUUCAGAUCGUUACGAGGACGUCUUAGCGAUUUAUGGAGACUGGCUCUUUGAACGAAGGGACUUCCGACAGGCAGCGGCAGUAUUCGUGGAAGCCAAACACCCGCAGAAGGCAAUGGUGGCUUAUGAAAAGGCGCUCGAGUGGCAAGAGCUUUUUGAGCUGGCGCUUCGACAUUCAGAGCUUGUGAGCGAUGAAAGCGUUGAGGAUAUGGCUUACCGUGUAUCGGAGGAUUUGGUGUCGAAAAAGCGAUUUGCUGAAGCUGCCAGGGUAAUUUUGGAUUAUACGUCGGACGUCAAGACAGCAGUCAUUACGCUCGUCCAAGGAAACGAAUUUUCGGAAGCUCUGAGAAUAACAACGUUAAAGCGGGAGUCCAAACUUAUUGAGGAUGUCAUACAUCCCGGAGCUCUGGAAAGCAUGGCUCAAAUCGUCGAAGAUGUGACUGAGAUGAAGGAGCAGCUCAACAAGCAACUAAACAGAGUACGUGAGCUUCGGGUCAAAAAGGUUGAAGAGCCAGACGAAUUCUACGGGUUUGAAGACACAGCGCUCCACAACGUGGAUGUAAUGACCGACGUGUCAAUGGCUCCUACGGCCUUUACACGGUAUACUGUGGCUCCCUCGGCAGCUUCAAGAUCAUCCAAACGAAGCUCUCGUUCCAAACGGAAGAUGGAGCGAAAAGUUGGCUCAGGCCGUAAAGGCACGGUCGACGAGGAGGAGUAUUUAUUACGUUCUAUCAGCAAGCUGGUCGGAAGGUUUAACGGUACCCGAAGUACAUGCUGCAAAAAGCUUCUUCCCCACCUCAUCAAAUUUACCGCACAACAUCGCGAAGACGGCUUGGUUAUGCAACGAGAGCUAUCUGAGUUCGAGGCUGAGCUAAGCGCGACAGUGGAGGAGGUUUGGUCCACGCCUACCGAUGCCAUGGGCAUCGAUAGUCAAACCCAAACUACGCAACCUUUACAAGAUACUUGGGCAGUGAGGAUGGACGAUGCCCAGAGACAGCAGAAGAGAAAUCCUAUGGAAAGAAUAGCCAAACCACAGGUAGAUGGCAACGGGGAUGAAAAGGAUUGGAGGAUGAAGUUGUUCGAUCUGAUUUGA
Molecule: messenger RNA, 3801 nt
Organism: Lentinula edodes (shiitake mushroom)
Lineage: Eukaryota; Fungi; Basidiomycota; Agaricomycetes; Agaricales; Omphalotaceae
Product: IkappaB kinase complex IKAP component
Exons: 21
Coding region: 1-3801 (1266 amino acids)
Biological process (GO): tRNA wobble base 5-methoxycarbonylmethyl-2-thiouridinylation
Cellular component (GO): elongator holoenzyme complex; cytosol
Molecular function (GO): tRNA binding
Source: RefSeq, a predicted model, not a curated record